UUUUGCUCGAUGAAUCGACAUUAUAAUAUAAUUUAGUAGUCCCACCUUUGGAGGCUGUCAUGUUAAUGUUCUCACCUUGGCUGUACUUUUGCAUAGGAACUGAAAUGGGAAUAAAGUCACCAAAGAAGUAAAACAAAAGAAGAUCAUGGACGACACAAAGCAAAGUGCGGAGAGAGCCACUUCCAGUGAUGGGAGGUUUCUCUCCAGGAUGGCUCUCAACGAUAACAAAGCUGGAAUGGAGGGGUUAGAUAAAGAGAAAAUCAACAAGAUCAUAUUGGAAGCCUCAAAGGGUUCUCGGUUUUAUGAGAAUGAAUUAAAGAAGGAGCAGCAAGUCAACCAACGAAUCGAGAAGAUGCUGCAGCAAAAAGAGCAAAUCACUGAGCAACAGCUCAGAAAAGCACAAGCACAGGUGGAGAAGCAUGCAGUGGAGUUGGAGAGAGGUCGUGAGCUUGGACGUACCAUAGUGCAUGUUGAUAUGGAUGCUUUCUAUGCAGCUGUGGAGAUGAGGGACCGCCCAGAGCUGAGAGAUAAACCAAUGGCUGUGGGGUCCAUGAGCAUGCUGUCAACUUCUAAUUAUCAUGCUAGGAAGUUUGGCGUGCGUGCUGCCAUGCCUGGGUUUAUUGCAAAGAAACUGUGUCCCAACCUGAUCAUAGUGCAGCUCCACUUUGACAAGUAUAAAGCAGUGAGUGCAGAGGUGCGAGAAAUAUUUGCAGACUACGACCCAAAUUUCCUGCCGAUGAGUCUGGAUGAAGCCUACCUGGACAUCACGGAGCACCUCGAGCAGAGGCGAUGCUGGCCGGAGUCCAGGAGGACCUUCUACAUUAGCACAGACAGCCCUUCUGAAGGAGGGAGUGUCAAUGAAGAUGAUGGGGACACUUCUCCAGUGCUUUUUGAGGACAGUCCCCCUCUGCCUCCACAGAAGGCUGUAGUGUUUGGAAUUUCAGCUGAGGAGGUGGUGAAGGAAAUGCGCUUCAGAAUCGAGCAGAGGACUACAUUAACAGCCAGUGCAGGCAUAGCUGCAAAUAUGAUGUUGGCAAAAGUUUGUAGUGAUAAGAAUAAACCAAAUGGUCAGUAUAUGAUCCCCCCCGAUCGACAAGCUGUGAUGGACUUCAUCCAGGAAUUACCGAUUCGGAAGGUGCCAGGCAUAGGGAAAGUGACAGAGAAAAUGCUGAGAGCCCUUGGGAUUACUACCUGUACCGAGCUGCACCAGCAGGGGGCACUGCUCGCCCUCCUUUUCUCUGAAACAUCAUGGCAUCAUUUCAUGGAGAUAUCACUAGGUUUGGGCUCAACACAUAUUGAGAGGGAUGGCGAUAGGAAGAGUAUGAGCACAGAAAGGACUUUCAGCGAGCUGAGUAACGCAGAGGAUCAGUACAGCUUCUGCCGUGAACUCUGCCACGAUCUCGCUCGGGAUCUGCUCAAGGAAGAGUUGAAGGGAAAAACAGUAACCUUGAAACUGAAGCAUGUGAAUUUUGACGUUAAAACCAGGGCUUCCACUGUGUCUUCUGCCGUCUCCACUGAAGAAGAAAUAUAUGCUAUAGCAAGGGACCUUCUGAAGACAGAGAUUGAUAAUGCCAGUCCAGAGCCCCUGCGAAUAAGGCUUAUGGGGGUACGAGUCUCUGGGUUUCUGGCGCAAGAAGAUAAGAAACCUCUCCAGAAGAGCAUCAUUGGUUUCCUCCAAGCAGGAAAACAGGUGGCUUCUUCGACGGUGGACAAUGCCAGCCAAGACACCAGAGCCAACAUGGGUGAACAAGACACCAGAGCCAAAACGGGCGAAGAAGCCAGCAGAACCAAUAUAGGCGAACAUAACAGUGGAGCCAACACGGGCGAAGAAGACAGCAGAGCCAACACGGGCGAAGAAGACAGCAGAGCCAACACGGGCGAAGAAGACAGCAGAGCCAACACGGGCGAAGAAGACAGCAGAGCCAACACGGGCGAAGAAGACAGCAGAGCCAACACGGGCGAAGAAGACAGCAGAGCCAACACGGGCGAAGAAGACAGAAGAGCCAACACGGGCGAACAAAAAGGAGUUUUGAGUUUCUUUAAUAAGAGGAGAGCCGAGCGGGAGCAGGCCGACGAGCAGCAGCGGCAGUCCUUCUUUGAGAAGGUCCAGGCCCAGAGGCAGCGACUCCUGGAGACCCAGCAGGCCCAUGACCAUGGGGAAGCUCCGAUCAGCCACACAGUCAGAGAGGAAGAGGGAGGACCGUCAUCAAGCAGAAACAACAGACCAUCGGGUCAAUGCUUUACUUGUCCUGUCUGUUUCCAAAAGCAGAACACAACCAAUCUGGAGACCUUCAACAGGCACAUUGAUGAAUGCUUGAGUGGAUCUCCAGUGGAUGAGCCCAGUUUAGUCCCUGGCAUGCAAGAGGGUGCAGACCUGAUAGUCGAUGAACCUACAAAAAAGAGCCUGGAUAAUAGCACCUUCACUUUGCCAAGGAGGAAAGAUUGGAAAUGCGACAGAACAGUGGGCAUAGUGCAAUUGGAAGACAUUUCACUGGGCCAUUGUAGUACUUCCCUAAUCCUCCCUGUCAAGCACGGUGCUGAUAUAGUAACAUCAACAAAGACAGUCCCAGGAGGUACAGAGAGUUUAACGAACAUCACACAUCCUGUUAGGGAGUCGUAUUCUAAUAAUGUAGCUUCGGUUAAGGAGACAACCAUCUCACAGGGUUGCCAAAUAACAAGUUUUCCCAGUGACAGUUCUUCAAAAAACCACAACAGAACUGUAGAAACAGGAGGGAUUCCUGAGCAGAAUGGAGUUAAUCCCAAUUCAGGGCUAAGUGCAGCAGUUCCGGAAAGCAAGGGGGAUGUUGGGAUGACACUUGGAGAAGGUGCUCAGAAAAGCUGUUCAUUAACAUGGCAAGAAGACACCGCCCUGGUGUGUCCUGUCUGUAACCUUAAACAAGAUACGACUGACCUGUCCCUGUUCAAUAGGCAUGUAGAUGUUUGUUUAAAUCAGGAUGUUAUACAGGAACUCAGAGACGAAAGAGCUUGCUCACAUAAUUCAAACCUUAUGACACACGGGAAAUGUAAAGGGAAGCCAGAGGAUGGACAGAAGUUUCUGAAUUCAAGAAGUAAAAUAAAAAGAUCAGGAUCUCCACCUCUUCACCCAGCAGCGAAGAAGUCAAAAGCCCCUGCCACCAAGAACACCAUCGACAGGUUCUUCAGAUAGACAGCUGUACAAAUAGCAGCCAACCAGGAAUAAGGAGUAGCAUCAGAGCCUUGCAAAAGAGUGUCUUUCCACUGAGUGCUCAUCCUAGUGAAGAAUUACUGCCCAGGUUUUGUAUACCCAUGACUGGUUCAUUUCUGUUGCCAGCACAAAUAAUCAUUUAGCUUUAAAAUAGGGUUAUAACAGCAAAACUAGGCACCAGGCAGGUGCUCUGCCAGUGUGUCUAAUGGCCGGUAUUGCCUCAGGCAUUAUAGCUGCUCUUGCCAGUCAUUAACCCCUUAAGGUACACAAGUAAUUAAGUGGUUGUUCAAAUGGUUUCUUCUGAAAAGACAUUUGAGAGUGAC
Messenger RNA from Polyodon spathula (Mississippi paddlefish), 3507 nucleotides. RefSeq names its product DNA polymerase kappa-like. The transcript has 15 exons. Gene Ontology annotation, biological process: error-prone translesion synthesis. Gene Ontology annotation, molecular function: DNA-directed DNA polymerase activity; damaged DNA binding. The record is from RefSeq and is a predicted model, not a curated record. The coding region runs from base 146 to 3166 and encodes 1006 amino acids. Gene Ontology annotation, cellular component: nucleus. Lineage: Eukaryota; Metazoa; Chordata; Actinopteri; Acipenseriformes; Polyodontidae.